Messenger RNA from Pundamilia nyererei, 702 nucleotides. Its product is annotated as Golgi reassembly-stacking protein 2-like. The transcript has 6 exons. Bases 172 to 702 code for a protein of 176 amino acids. Gene Ontology annotation, biological process: Golgi organization. Gene Ontology annotation, cellular component: Golgi apparatus. Lineage: Eukaryota; Metazoa; Chordata; Actinopteri; Cichliformes; Cichlidae. Gene Ontology annotation, molecular function: protein binding. The record is from RefSeq and is a predicted model, not a curated record.
CCUGCUACCACAGAGGGAUGCACCUCCCGCUCCUCCUCCUCUUCACUAUCAUCAUCCUCAUGAGCGGAAGUCCUGGGAAACCAAAGCCACAGGAAACGCGGCAUGAUCCGAGCCGCCUGCUAACUAAUCACCCAACUAACCAGCACAGGUGUCAGUCCCACCCGGGGAAGCAUGGGAGGCUCUCCGAGCGUCGAGAUACCAGGUGGAGGCAAAGAGGGAUACCACGUCCUCAGGGUGCAAGAGAAUUCUCCCGGUCGCCGUGCGGGACUGGAGCCAUUCUUUGAUUUUAUCAUCUCAAUCUGCGACACUCGGCUGAACAGGGACAAUGACACCCUGAAAGAGCUGCUGAAGAUGAACGUGGAGAAGCCCGUCAAGAUGUUGUUGUAUAGCAGCAAGACGCUGGCAGUGCGGGAGACGACGGUCACGCCCAGCAACAUGUGGGGCGGCCAGGGGCUUCUGGGAGUCAGCAUUCGCUUCUGCAGCUUCGAGGGAGCCAAUGAAAAUGUUUGGCAUGUCUUGGAAGUGGAGCCGAAUUCUCCUGCAUCCCUGGCAGGUUUGAGGCCGCAUGCAGACUACAUUAUAGGAGUGGACACCGCCAUGACUGAGAGCGAAGAUCUGUUUUCCCUCAUUGAAACACAUGAAGGGAAGGAGCUAAAGCUCUACGCAAUUAUAAAGGCAGAAGUGGGUUCAACCCAGUACUAA